AUGUCUCUUCUUAAGUCUGCCAAGUCUCUCGUCCCCCUCUUUGAUCGCGUUCUUGUUCAGCGCGUCAAGGCUGCUUCUAAGACUGCCUCUGGUCUUUACAUUCCUGAGCAGAAUGUUCAGAAGCUGAACCAGGCCCGUGUUAUUGCUGUCGGUGCUGGCAUCAACGACACCAACGGCAACAAGAUUCCUCUUUCUGUCCAGGCUGGUGACCUUGUUCUCCUUCCUGACUUUGGUGGCACCAACAUCAAGAUUGGUGAGGACGAGUUUAUUCUCUACAGAGACCAGGAGAUUCUUGCUAAGAUUACUGAGUAA
Molecule: messenger RNA, 312 nt
Organism: Magnusiomyces paraingens
Lineage: Eukaryota; Fungi; Ascomycota; Dipodascomycetes; Dipodascales; Dipodascaceae
Exons: 2
Coding region: 1-312 (103 amino acids)
Cellular component (GO): mitochondrial matrix
Molecular function (GO): protein-folding chaperone binding; ATP binding; metal ion binding
Source: RefSeq, a predicted model, not a curated record